Molecule: messenger RNA, 1651 nt
Organism: Cloeon dipterum
Lineage: Eukaryota; Metazoa; Arthropoda; Insecta; Ephemeroptera; Baetidae
Exons: 10
Coding region: 130-1623 (497 amino acids)
Source: RefSeq, a predicted model, not a curated record
GCGACUUGCAACGGGGAUCAGCAAAACUAAAUAUUUUUUACAAACGCGCAUGCGUCCUGCUUUUCUUGGAGUGAAAAAAAUAGCGCCAAACUGACGAGGGAAACGCCGGAAGAGGACGUAAAGAGCGAAAUGGAGGAAGCAAACACGGAAAACGAGGAAAACAAUUAUAUAAUAGUUAUUCCGUCCCCGAUUAUUCGGCCACACAAAAGAAAGAAUUGCCAGUUGGUCCGAAGUGAAGCAGUAGCCAGAAAAGAAAAAUUUCCUUCUGGCCAGCGACCUGAUGAUGGAUGUGCAAUUUUUCAAGAUGAUGGUGGAGAGUCAGAUUCUGAUUCUCAAAGAACCUAUUUCUCUGGCGCUGAUGAUAUCAGCCAAUUAAAUGAAGACUGGUUGGAAAAAGACUUCGUUAGCUAUGAAACUGCCAACAACAAUUCUUCUUUCCCUACCUGUAAAGGUCUUGAAACAGAAAAGGAACAAAAUGAUGAUGAAGGCAGAAAUUGCACUCAGCAAAAGCAGAGCAUGCUCAACAGUCUGAAGAGGCCGAGCAAGAGGAAACUCAAUAUGCUGAGCAAAGUAGUAAAACCAAAAGUAUUUCAGAGGAUGACCAAUCAUGAUGAAAUCGUCAUUUUGGAGAGUCAGUUGAGCAUAAUGCAGCAUCAAUUGAGCUCUAAGAAUGUUCCUUUGGGGCAUGAUGAAGUUGUGGAUGUAGAAGCAACAAUCUCAGAAAUUGACGAAAAGAUAGAUUUGCUUGGAAGCAAAGGAAGCAGGUCGGAGAAAAUGAGGCUUCAAAGAAUCACAGCGCAGUUCUGUAACUUGAAGGAUAACUUGAGAAAUGCUCUAAACACAGAAGCAGCUGGAAUUUGUUCUAAUAAGCAGCCACAAUUUCUGCCUAUACCUGCAGAGGUGCCAGAAGGCAAGGACUUGCCUUCGCUAAAAGUGUUGAUGGAAGCAGACCUGCUCAAUCCUGGUGAAUCAAAUUUAUCCUUGAGACUUCCGACGAUGAGGCUGACUGCCCAAGGGAGCUUAAGAGCUGAUGCUUCAAUCGUCACUUCCAACUCACAGGUUUACUCAAGCGUAGAGGACUGGUGCCGUGCCUUUUCCUCCAGCAAAGUAAUAACUGGAGGCAUGGCAUUUGAUUACGUCCGCUAUAAUAGAAAGGACAAUCUAACAAGAAUUUGGAAGAGAUUAAAAGAGAGAAAGAAACAAGAAUCACAGAAAGCUGUCGGAAAUAAAAAACUUCCCGGAAGACCAAGACCCAGAAAGAGCCUCCUUGUUGAGGAGAGAAAUCAGCCUGACCUGGAACCUGAAAGCCCUUCCUUCGAUAUGCAACAAUUUUCUGGUGCUUUGACUUCUGUGGAAUUUCCUGGCGAUCUGCUAACUGACGCGGAACAAAAUGACCCAAUAGUCCAAAGUCAGGCAGGACCGAUAAAUUUGGAGAAGUCCCAAUCAGACGCAGGGAGCAACAAUACUUCCGAAGAAAUGGAAUCAAACCCACAAACCCCAUCAAUUUGGGUUAUUGCUGAGAUAGAACAGGAAAAAAUUUUUAAAAUGUGGAAGAAUCAUGUGGAAUUUCUGAAACAAAAGCAUAUUUUGUGUGAACCAAGUUCUGGCUAUGGACAGAUCUGACGAGAGGACAGCUGGUGAUAAUAAAAAU